This is a messenger RNA of Uncinocarpus reesii 1704, 810 nucleotides long. RefSeq lists its product as uncharacterized. The transcript is spliced from 3 exons. NCBI's taxonomy places the organism in Eukaryota, Fungi, Ascomycota, Eurotiomycetes, Onygenales, Onygenaceae. The record is from RefSeq and is a predicted model, not a curated record. Bases 1 to 810 code for a protein of 269 amino acids.
AUGCGCCUCUCGCAGUCCAUUUUGCUCUUCGUAGCGUCUAGCUUGCCAUUUGCAGCUGGCCAAAGUACGCAUGGCGAUGAUGAAUCAGACAAGAUGGGCCCAGUGGCUUUUAUGUGGCCACCAGAUCGCGAAUGGGGAGCUGCAGAAGACAAUACGGCCCCUUGUGGUUCCGCUCAAGGGGUCACUAAUAGAACGGACUUUCCAUUACUCAACGGAGCACUUGCUCUUAUAAUCCAAGAUGACUCGUGGAACGUCCAUGUGUCCAUCUCGUACAAAGACGAUCCCAAAUUGAACGACGAUUUUGAGCUCUUGAUCGAACCUAAGCGGAUUGACUCGCUCGAGCCCGGUCAUGAAUGCUACCCGCUCCCCUCCCCCCCAAGAGACAUCGAGGAAGGAGCCAAUGCUACACUUCAACUAAAAUACCUCUCAGAGUUCGACUCAAAAGAGACAGAAACAUUCUACGCUUGCGCUGACAUUAAAUUCGUGGCUGCAAGCAAGUUCACAAAACAAAUACCAUGCUUCAACGUCACUUCAGAUGACUUUGUCGCUCCCAGCCCGAGCUCGACAAGCUCCUCAACGCCGAGUAAAGAGACGUCAAAUUCGGACUCGGUGUCUUCGAAGGGAUCAAACGGGCUUUCAGGUGGUGGUAUUGCGGGAGUAGUAGUGGGGAUUGUGGCUGGACUUGCAUUGAUUGGGCUUGGGUUCUUCCUUGCCCGCAGGUAUCAGCAGAAGAAACGGAUUCGUUUACACGAACUUUCGGUACGUAGUGUGAAGUGGGAUGAUGUUGGGAACCGAACUGCCUCGCCAUGA